This is a messenger RNA of Mugil cephalus (flathead mullet), 1938 nucleotides long. Its product is annotated as transcription factor Spi-B. Gene Ontology annotation, cellular component: nucleus. The record is from RefSeq and is a predicted model, not a curated record. Lineage: Eukaryota; Metazoa; Chordata; Actinopteri; Mugiliformes; Mugilidae. The coding region runs from base 541 to 1422 and encodes 293 amino acids. Gene Ontology annotation, biological process: regulation of transcription by RNA polymerase II; cell differentiation. Gene Ontology annotation, molecular function: sequence-specific DNA binding; DNA-binding transcription factor activity, RNA polymerase II-specific. The transcript is spliced from 4 exons.
GCCGUGUUACUUUAUUUGUAGAUAUUAUUUUAUUUAUUUAUUAUUCUUUACAGUUAAUGAAUGAAUGAAUGAAUACUUUAUUAUUAUUUAUUAUCAUGCACAGCUGGUGAGUGUGGUAAUAAGGGUUAUUAGCGAGGACAGAAGCCGCGCCGCACUGUUGCCUUGUUGAGUGUUAUCUAUGCUGAUGAAAACACAAAUAGUUGACUACAUUUGCCAGUCAAACUACAAUACACAUGUUCACAGUGUUUUCGCCUGGCUUCUUUCCAAGGACCGGGUUAAAAGUUAGACAAGAUGAACUGAAAGUUAUGCUUGACGAUUUGGCACAUGUACGCUUCUAUUUAAAUGAGUUAUUUUACAUGAGAGACGUGUGACCCGUCUUUGAGUCCGUCUCCUGAUCUUCUGAUAGCAAAAUUACUGUGUGUAGUGUGCGGAGCUCCAGUGCCCGCAACGAGGUAACAAUAGAUUACAUGUGAGAAAAACAAAACAGCGGCUUGUUUGGUCUGCUGAUAGCGCCUCAGGCCCGUCACUGACAGGGGGUGAAUGGCGCACAUGAUGCAAAAUAUUCUUCACUGUCAGCAUCACACAAAAACAAGAGGUGCGUGCGUGCGUGCGUGUGAAGCUGACGUCCCGCUCUGCGUUUGUCAGAUGGCUUAUGAGGUCAAACUGAGUGGAGGCCGGGUCCCCUGGAGUGGAGUGGCUCCCUCCUCCUGCCCUGAGGUGGACCUGGAGGUCAUAGAGGAGUACCUGCAGGAGCACUCGCUGGAGGUCCAGCCCGCGCACGCGCCCGCGUCACCUCUGACCGCCAUGGGCCAGCACGCCCACUCCCACCAGAGCGCCAGGAUUAUAGAGAAUAGCUGGUCAGGUCAUGCGUAUGAGUGGCACUGUGGCUCUCACACUCCACAUGAGGAAUACAAAGAGCACGCUCCACCUCCAGCCUGGCCUUGUCCCCAUGACAACCAACUGAACAACAUUGUGUAUUCCUAUGAAGUUCCCGCAUACAUCGACUCAGACUCACAGUCGAGCAGCUCCCAGUAUCAGGAAUACCAAGAUUCACCAUCACCAUCUUCUGACAGAGGAGACAGGAAGGACUCCUUGCCCCUUGCGCCGCUGUCAGGAAAGAGGAAGGAGCGUCUGUUCCAGUUCCUGUUCGAGAUGCUGCAGACGCCAUCGAUGCGGAGCUGCAUUUGGUGGGUGCAGUCCUCCUCUGGCACCUUUCAGUUCUCCUCCCAGAACAAGGAGAGCCUGGCGCAGCUGUGGGGUCGGCGGAAGGGUAACCGCAAGACCAUGACCUACCAGAAGAUGGCUCGAGCGCUGAGGAACUACUCGCGCACCGGCGAGAUUCACAAAGUGAAGAGGAAGCUCACGUACCGCUUCGACGAGAAGACACUGAGAGGCCUUCAAGGAGACUCCAGCACGGUGUAGGGACGACAGAGGGCGUGCGCCAGCACAGAAACUGGAUGAGCACAAAUGAUGCUAAAAAAAAAUCACAUGGUUUUCCCAUGAAUUCGUUUCUGCUGAUUUUAAUUCUGCCGCAUUUUGAAUAACAAAUGAAUACCGAGUAUUUGAGAAGCCAGAAGAAGAAACGCUGUUGUUCAGAGCUUAUUGUGGAUACUGAGCCAUAUUGGAGUUGGUAUGAAGGUGUGAACAGACAAUGUGUGAGUGGUUAGCUGGCGUUUAACGCGUAAAUCCUAAAGGGUUUAACACAUCUACUUUAUAAGUAGAAUCAUUUUCAAAAUAAACGUGGUUUUCUUUAUUAUUAUUAUCAUUUUUUGUGAUUCUGUAUUACAGAUAUUCAGCAGAUACAGUUUGAGAUCAUUUUUUUUAAGCUUCUUAUCAAAAUAAGACGGUGUAAAUGUGAUCUGUGAUCUGUUUGUGUCUAAUCUUUUUUUUUUAUUAUUAUUUCAAGAUAAAAUAAAUGAAAAAAAUAUUUUCAGAACA